Chara braunii is the source of this 1385-nucleotide messenger RNA. The record is from the annotation of a GenBank genome assembly. NCBI's taxonomy places the organism in Eukaryota, Viridiplantae, Streptophyta, Charophyceae, Charales, Characeae.
GGCGAUGAUCGAGGACGGGAACAACACAAGCGCGAGGAAAGAGGACGUGAUUAUCGUGCUGGUGGCCAGGAAUGACCAGCGACCGAAAGGCGAUGGGAAUACAGGGGAGGAAGUGGCGAAAGACGACCCCCACCCGUGUGUUUUGGCUGUAAGGUAGUCGGCCACUACCGUAGUGAUUGUUGGCGGUUUUGGACCCAUGAGGAAACGAGACGUCAAAUGGAGGCGGACGGUUAUCGAUGUCCCCCCGAAUUCGCGAGGCGAGGACGUUCCAUCUCACCUCAGCGACAGAGACCAGCGCAGGCGAAACGUUCACCAUCUGAAGAACCGAAGACAAGUAGCCAAAUCGAAGACCUUGGUAAAACCGUGGAAGCAAUGAAGGAAUUUGUUGAUUUGGAGAUGGCACGCCGUGAAGCUAAGGAAAUGAGGAAACGUGAGAAAGAAGCGGCAAAGAAACGAGAAGAGGAAGAACGUGUAGCAGCGGAGGAAAUCCGUGCGGCAGAAGAAUUGAAGCGACAGAGGAAGUUGGAAAAGCAGAGACGGCGAGAGGCAGAUCGUGAAGCUAUUACGAAAGUUGUAGAUGUUCAAGUUGCGCUGCGGUUGAAAAACAUACCGGAAGUGUUGAAGAACGAAGUUCACCAUGUAGUGCGGGAAAUUAUUCCUGACUUGAAAGGCAAAGGAAAAGUUGGGGAGGAGGGUCCAUCUACCUCAUCCUCGGCCGAAGUGCUGAAUGCAAUAGAAGAUAUCACCGGUGAGACCGAGAACCUACAUAUCUCCGAGAAAUGCAAGAGGGGAGAAGAUACGCCGGUGGGAGAUAGUCCGUAUGUCACUACUCCAGCAAAACGUACUACGAAGUGGGCGACGAGUCGACCACUUCGCCUCACGGAGCGCUUGUGUGCGCGUAACACGCAGAUGAAGAGUGCUCAAGUACGGAUGUCACGGAAGGCAUUGACUGGAAUGAAGGCGGCGCUGAAGGACACAAAAUUCGAGAGGCUGCAAUUUCUGGAUUCCGAGCGACGGGAGCUGAUAAACUUGCACCACAAUGAGAUCAAGGCUAUUUGCGGACGGGAAGGGGUGGUAUACAAGAUGAAGCUUCAGACAAUUUUUGAUAUUGCCGAUCGGCGAGCAGAUGUUAAGUUUGGUAUGUUGGCGGCCGAAGAUGCUGUGGUUAACCUCACGUCAGAAUUCGAAGAGCAAGCUGAUGAUGGAAACGAUAACUGAAGAGGCUACAGUUUGGAAGAGAUAUGUGAGUUGUACGAAGUUCUAGUUAGCUAUCGUGAGAAGUUUCCUUCGGUGAACAAUGAAAUUGAAACAUUAUAUAGACUUCUUGUACUGUGUUUGGCACUCUCUGGUAGGAUUCGAUGGUUGGAUAAAUGUGUCCCAGCAAG